Messenger RNA from Phytophthora nicotianae INRA-310, 447 nucleotides. RefSeq lists its product as hypothetical. Bases 1 to 447 code for a protein of 148 amino acids. The transcript has 4 exons. The record is from RefSeq and is a predicted model, not a curated record. Lineage: Eukaryota; Oomycota; Peronosporomycetes; Peronosporales; Peronosporaceae. Gene Ontology annotation, biological process: mitochondrial fission; peroxisome fission; autophagy of mitochondrion. Gene Ontology annotation, molecular function: protein binding. Gene Ontology annotation, cellular component: peroxisomal membrane; mitochondrial outer membrane.
AUGACCAUGAAAGGCGCCAAGACCGACGCGGAAUGGUUCUCCCCCGAGGAACUGGCGGCUGCACGGGAGGAAUAUCUGGAGGAACAGGAGAAGGAGCAGCCGUCGCCUCAGGUCAAACUGCGCUAUGCCAUUGCACUGGCAAAAAGCCGCAAGUGUGACGAUAAAUACCGCGCAAUCGGAUUACUGGAAGAUCUGCUGGAGCAGAACUAUUCCCCCAAGGAGAGUUUGUACUGGAUCGCACUGACGCUAUGUGGGCUUGGAGAGUACCGUGCCAGUCGCAGCUACUGCGAGCGCUUACUCCGCAUGGAGCCGUCACACAUGAAAGCACAGUUGCUUCACAAAAGAAUCAAAGAAGUCGUGGCAAGAGAAGAUGGUGUGGUAGGCGUGGGCAUCGUUGGGGCUGUAGUCGUUGCAGGGCUGGCACUCAAGUUUUUGCUCAAGAGAUAA